Pezoporus occidentalis (night parrot) is the source of this 2094-nucleotide messenger RNA. Its product is annotated as G-protein coupled receptor 55-like. Bases 913 to 1830 code for a protein of 305 amino acids. Gene Ontology annotation, cellular component: plasma membrane. NCBI's taxonomy places the organism in Eukaryota, Metazoa, Chordata, Aves, Psittaciformes, Psittacidae. The record is from RefSeq and is a predicted model, not a curated record. The transcript has a single exon. Gene Ontology annotation, molecular function: G protein-coupled receptor activity. Gene Ontology annotation, biological process: positive regulation of Rho protein signal transduction; phospholipase C-activating G protein-coupled receptor signaling pathway.
CUGAUUCCAGCAUUGCAGAAACCAAUGAGAGCCUUCCCGGUCCUUAUCAUGAGAGUUUCAAGGCAGAAUCAAACCGGCACCCUUCCCCUAAAGAAGAUUACUCCAUGACCCCUCCUCAUAGGGUGCCUACCUCAACAUUUUUAGUUCCCUCUUUGCGGAGGAGAAACGAGCUGUCUUCUGCAAAUCCCGUGUCUGCAGACACAACUUCAUCUGCUGUGGUAAGUCUGGCUGCUUUAGACAAAACCUUGGGUUCUUAAAUCUCAUUCUGCUUGUAAAGAUUUGACCCCUUCUAAAAAUAGCCUGCUUGAAACUUCCUGCCUGCUGCUUUUAGCAAGUUUGUCAGAAGGGACAGAGGUAAUCACAGCCAGUGGUGGUUGGAGAGGGUGCAGAAUGCCCAUGACCAUUUGGGAUCUUCACAUUAAUAAAUAUGCAGGACCCUUCAUGCUUUUGAUUCCCCAAAAUCUAUUAUAAUAGCUUGAUUCAGGAAACCCAAUCCAACUAAUUGCUUCUAUCCCCAUAAUCCAAGUAACCCUAAAAUCAGGGGCUGCUUCCCCAGCUUUGCAAAGAGAUUGCAACACUCCAAGGGGAUGCUGCAGUCACAUCUGUAUUCUGCCUAGCCUAAAUUAUAGGGCAGCACAGUUUGGGGUAACAGUGCCAGUGAGGCUUGGACCUCAGAAAUCCUUGCUUCUCCUUGAGGCACAGUCUUGCCCCAAGAUCCCUUGGCAAUGAUAAGCUCUGUGUUACUGGCAGCUGCAAUUCAGCACACAGCAGUCCAAGAGGAAAAAACAUCUCUAUGGACACAAAGACCUCAUUUGCCUUUGUACCGUGUCUUAAAUGUGAUCUUUAUCCUUCUUUGUGGUGAAGGUAAUUUUCUUCUCUUCCAGUGGAGAAUACCUCUUCAUACCUGGAGAUAUGAAUGAGACCCGUGCCAACAGCAACAUCAGCAGUAUCAGUGCUACUGUGGAACUGUUCCAGCUCAUCAUGUACACCCCCAUAUUCACCCUGGGAUUGCUGUUCAAUGUGAUGGCUCUGUCGUUCCUGCUUUUUAAGGUUAAAAAGCUGUCAGAGUCUACAGUCUACAUGGUAGCCCUUAUUUUCCUGGAUACUUUGCUGCUGUUUACUCUUCCUUUUAAAAUUAUUUCCUACCACCUUCAGGACCAGUGGAACUUGGGAUCUGUGUUUUGCUCCACCUUGGAGAGUCUUUACUUUGUAAACAUGUAUGGCAGCAUCCUCAUUUCCCUCUGCAUCUGUGUAGACCGGUACAUUGCCAUCCGGCACCCUUUCACAGCUCCCACCCUGCGAUCCAUCAAGAAAGCUGCUGUGGUCUGUGCUAUCAUCUGCCUGGGCACCUCAGCUGGGACAGUCUCUACUUUCCAGCUGCAUGGAAAGGGCCACAACAUCUCAUCCUGCUUCCAUAACUUCUCCAAGAGCACAUGGGAAAAUGCAGGUCUGUUCAGCGCCUUGGAGGCCACCUUCUUCGGCAGCAUGGCAACCAUGACCUUCUGCACUGCUCAGACCGUCAGGUGCCUGAGAAAGCACAGAAAACCAGAUAACCCCCAAACACACACCACGAGGGCAGAGACGAUAGUGGUGACAAACCUUGUGGCAUUUCUGGUCUGCUUCACACCUUACCACGUGGCAUACUUCCUGUACUUCUUGGUGAAGAAUAACAUCAUUCACACCAGGUUUCAGCAGGUGCUACGAGACAUCCUUCAGGUCACCCUUUGCUGGGCAAACCUGAAUUGCUGUCUUGAUGGGACAUGUUAUUAUUUUGUUUUAAAGGAGUCAAUGGAAGACCCAUUGCAAAACACUGUACACAGAGUCACGUGAAAGCCGUGAUCCAUAUGCUGCAUGUUAGUUACUUGCAGUCAUUUGUCUGAGGUUUCCAUGGGAAGUUCAGGGUCCUGAACUGCUUAUGUAAGCAAUUUAUUUUAAAUAUUAAAAUCUGAAAAUAGUCCAUAAGAAACAGAAUUAAGUCCGUUCCCAGGGGACUGCUCUUAACUUGUUUUUGUUUCCUUCCAUAAUGUUUUGUGUUAGCAUUUACGGGUAAAAAGAAAUGGAAUUACUGCUACAAAUGAUGAUGCAUGUCUUUUU